This is a messenger RNA of Erinaceus europaeus (western European hedgehog), 2340 nucleotides long. It is a transcript of the gene RHOT2, whose product is annotated as ras homolog family member T2. Gene Ontology annotation, biological process: small GTPase-mediated signal transduction; regulation of mitochondrion organization; mitochondrion organization. The record is from RefSeq and is a predicted model, not a curated record. Gene Ontology annotation, cellular component: mitochondrial outer membrane. Gene Ontology annotation, molecular function: GTPase activity; calcium ion binding; GTP binding. The coding region runs from base 100 to 1980 and encodes 626 amino acids. Lineage: Eukaryota; Metazoa; Chordata; Mammalia; Eulipotyphla; Erinaceidae. The transcript is spliced from 19 exons.
CCGGCUCGCUGGUUGCGGGGGCGGGGCCGGAAGUGCGGGCGCGAAGCGGCCCAGGGCAGGACCCGCGGGUUGCGGGGCUCAGGGUGGCUCUGGGUCACCAUGAAGCGGGACGUCCGCAUCCUGCUGCUGGGCGAGGCCCAGGUGGGGAAGACGUCGCUGAUCCUGUCUCUGGUGGGCGAGGAGUUCCCGGAGCAGGUCCCUCCCCGGGCAGAGGAGAUCACCAUCCCCGCGGACGUCACCCCCGAGAAGGUGCCCACACACAUCGUGGACUCCUCAGAAGCGGAGCAGACAGCAGAAGAGCUGCAGGACGAGAUUCACAAGGCGAAUGUGGUGUGUGUGGUGUACGACGUGUCUGAGGAAGCCACUAUUGAGAAGAUCCGGACGAAAUGGAUCCCACUGGUGAAUGGGGACACUGAGAGGGAGCCCAGGGUCCCCAUUAUCCUUGUGGGCAACAAGUCGGACCUGAGGCCGGGGAGCUCCAUAGAGGCUGUGCUGCCCCUAAUGAGCCAGUUCCCGGAGAUAGAGACCUGCGUGGAGUGCUCAGCUAAGAAUCUUCGGAACAUCUCCGAGCUGUUCUACUACGCACAGAAGGCUGUGUUGCACCCCACGGCCCCACUCUAUGACCCUGAGGCCAAACAGCUCAGGCCCGCCUGCGCCCAAGCCCUCACGCGCAUCUUCAGGCUCUCAGACCAGGACCUGGACCAGGCGCUCAGCGACCAGGAGCUCAACACUUUCCAGAAGUCCUGCUUCGGACAUCCCCUGGCCCCACAGGCACUGGAGGACGUGAAGGCCGUGGUGGGCAAGAACGUGGAGGGAGGCGUGUGUGACGACCAGCUGACCCUGGAGGGCUUCCUCUUCCUCAACAUGCUUUUCAUCCAGCGUGGCCGCCACGAGACCACAUGGACCAUCCUGCGACGCUUUGGCUACGGUGACAGUCUCGAGCUGACAGCUGACUACCUCUACCCAUCCCUCCCUGUGCCCCCCGGCUGCAGCACCGAGCUCAACCACUUCGGCUACCAGUUUGUGCAGAGGCUAUUUGAGAAGCAUGACCAGGACCAGGAUGGCAUCCUCUCACCCAGCGAGCUGCAGGGCCUUUUCAGUGUGUUCCCGGCGCCCCCCUGGAGCCCAGAGCUGCGGCACUCAGUCCCCACUGAGGAGGGUGGGCUGCCCCUGCACGGGUACCUCUGCCAGUGGACCCUGGUGACUUACCUGGAUGUUGGGCGCUGUCUGGAGCAUCUGGCCUAUCUGGGCUACCCCACUCUCUGUGCACAGGACUCCCAGGCCCACGCCAUUACAGUCACCCGGGAGAAGCGGCUAGAUAUGGAGAAAGGGCAGACCCAGCGCAGCGUGCUCCUGUGCAAGGUGCUGGGUGCCCGUGGUGUGGGCAAGUCUGCCUUCCUGCAGGCCUUCCUUGGCCGUGGUCUGGAGGACACAGGGGAGCCUUCCAGCUACACCAUCAACACUGUCCAGGUCAACGGGCAGGAGAAAUACCUGAUACUGUGCGAAGUGGACGCAGCCAGCCUGCUGGACUCAGAGCCCAACAACACCUGUGAUGCUGACUGUGAUGUCGCCUGUUUGCUAUUCGAUGGCAGUGACCCUGCUUCUUUCACACUCUGCGCCAGUGUCUACAAGCGCCAUUACAUGGACGGGCAGACCCCCUGCCUCUUCAUCUCUAGCAAGGCUGACCUGACUGAGGCCGCCUCGCCACCCAGCCUGUCCCCAGCCGAGUUCUGCCGUCGGCAUCGGCUGCCUGCCCCCACCCGCUUCUCCUGUGCCAGCCCAGCCGAAGCCAGGACUGCCAUCUUCACCCGGCUGGCCACCAUGGCCACCUUCCCGUGUGUAUGGGGGUGCUGGCACUUGGCCCCCGGGGAGCUGCACGCCACCUCCUUCUGGCUCCGUGUGACGAUGGGGGCUGUGGGAGCUGCUGUGGCUGCCGUCCUCAGCUUCUCACUCUACAGGGUCCUGGUGAAGAGCCGCUGAGACAGAGCCAGUCCCCUCAGAGUCCCCAGGGGGGUGUCCUGCUGUCUGGCCAGCUGGGUCCCAGGUCCUGGCCUCCCUGUGGGCAUCUUGUACUUGGGGGGCUGGGGCAUGAAUGAGGAGGACAGAGACCCCAGCCCCAAAUUCUCAGGGCUCCACUCUUCUUGAUCCUACGUGGCCUGGGAUAUAAAGGCAUCAGAAAGCAGAGCUUGAGGCUCAGGGCUGGGCUGGGCAGCGCAGGAGUAGUCCGGGUAGAGUAUGCCCCUGCCCUGCUCACCACGCCCCUGGAGUGUGCGCAGGUCUAUACCUUCAGAGACACCUGAGGCCAAGUUUGCUGAUUAAAUCUCACUGGUAUCAUUCCCA